CCCAAUCGGGGCGCGCCGUUUGCGUCGCGAUUCGUCUGCGCAUUACAUACCCACUCAAGCGCAACGAUGUCGAAUACAAAUUUCCUAGAUCGUGCGAUCGCGAUCGUUCAGAAGGCCAUCGAGGAAGAUGGGAAAGGCAACUAUUCCGAAGCCUACGUACAGUACCAGAACUGCCUUGAAUACUUCUUGUUGGCACUCAAGUAUGAGAAGAACGCCAAUCUCAAGAAACUCAUCCAUCAGAAAGUGAAGGAGUAUCUAGGUCGUGCCGAGAAGCUUAAAGAUCACCUAGAUAAGAGUGCGGAGAAGAAAGCCAAAGGGGCAGCGUUGGGCGCUAAUGGCUCUGCAACCGCAAAGAAGGGCGACGAUGACGAUGAUUCGGAGAUUAAGAAGCUUAGAGCUGGGCUUUCUAGCUCCAUCAUAUCGGAAAGGCCGAACGUUAGAUGGGAUGAUGUUGCCGGUUUGGAAGGGGCGAAGGAAGCACUCAAGGAGGCGGUUAUUCUUCCGAUUAAACAUCCUCAUCUCUUCACUGGAAAACGCACUCCGUGGCGCGGGAUAUUGUUAUAUGGACCUCCUGGGACAGGGAAAAGCUACCUCGCCAAGGCCGUAGCAACCGAAGCCAAGAGUACCUUCUUCAGUGUUAGUUCAGCCGAUCUGGUGAGCAAAUGGAUGGGUGAAUCUGAAAAACUUGUCCGGCAAUUAUUUGUAAUGGCUCGAGAGCAAAAACCGGCUAUCAUAUUCAUUGACGAAGUCGAUUCUCUAUGUGGAACGAGAGGGGAGGGGGAAUCAGAGGCUUCGCGGCGCAUUAAAACGGAGUUUCUUGUUCAAAUGAAUGGCGUAGGUAACGAUGAAACCGGUGUGUUAGUGCUUGGAGCUACAAACAUUCCUUGGCAACUUGACAUUGCCAUCAAACGUCGGUUCGAGAAACGGAUAUAUAUCCCACUCCCAGGCCCGGAAGCACGAAGACGGAUGUUUGAACUGCAUGUUGGCACUACUCCAUGUGAGGUGACACAGAAGCAGUUUAAAGAGCUGGCGGCCAAGACAGAAGGGUACUCCGGAUCCGACAUAGCGAUUGUUGUCCGCGACGCCUUGAUGCAACCCAUACGGAAAGUCCUGGCUGCGACUCAUUUCAAGGAAGUAAUGAUCUCAGAUCCAAGCACUGAAGAGCCUGUCAAGAAACUGACACCUUGCUCGCCGGGUGAUCGUGCUGCCACCGAGAAGAGCUGGUCAGAUGUCGGGCCGGAUGAACUCUUGGAGCCUCCGCUACGCAUGUCUGAUUUUUUGCAGAGCAUACAAGCUGUGAGGCCGAGUGUAUCGGAGGAUGAUAUUAAGCGGCAUAUCGAAUGGACCAGUGAUAGCGGGGCGGACGGUGCUUAA
This is a messenger RNA of Cantharellus anzutake, 1374 nucleotides long. RefSeq names its product putative VPS4-vacuolar sorting protein. The record is from RefSeq and is a predicted model, not a curated record. NCBI's taxonomy places the organism in Eukaryota, Fungi, Basidiomycota, Agaricomycetes, Cantharellales, Hydnaceae. Gene Ontology annotation, biological process: vacuole organization; endosomal transport. The transcript has 7 exons. The annotation marks the transcript as partial. Gene Ontology annotation, molecular function: ATP hydrolysis activity; ATP binding.